This is a messenger RNA of Doryrhamphus excisus (bluestripe pipefish), 3029 nucleotides long. RefSeq names its product VPS37A subunit of ESCRT-I (gene vps37a). The record is from RefSeq and is a predicted model, not a curated record. NCBI's taxonomy places the organism in Eukaryota, Metazoa, Chordata, Actinopteri, Syngnathiformes, Syngnathidae. Gene Ontology annotation, biological process: ubiquitin-dependent protein catabolic process via the multivesicular body sorting pathway; protein targeting to membrane; protein targeting to vacuole. Gene Ontology annotation, cellular component: ESCRT I complex.
GUCAAGAGCCAUUCACAAACACAAAACACAUUUUGAGCCUUCACAAAAAGCUGUGCUAGCAAAAUAAGGGCGUCGUUAAAUCUCUAUAUCUAAUAGUACACCAAGAGAAACAUGCUACAAAAAAAAACUCAGUUUAAUGAAAAACUCAAAUGUGCUUCUAGAACAUUUUAUUUUGAAAGCACACACAGGAAGUUCGUCGUUUCACUGUGACGUGUUACGUAAAUAAGUUGCUUAAGCGUAAAUGUUGUUUUCCAGUAGCCGGAAUUUUUUCACGUUUUAGCGACAUUAAUUCCACUGCCAAAGGAAAAAGGGUAUAGGUAUUUUAUCCAGAUGCUAUAUCUGAUGGUGUAACAUAGCUCCAAAAAGCGUUUGCGGACGAAAAGGAGUUGUUGACGUUACUCACUAGCUAUUAGUUAGCCAUAUACCAUAGCUCCACUUAAGUGUACUGCCUUUCCAUCGAGUUUGUAGCCGACCUUAGCAUUCUACUACCAAGUUCGGUUUACCGUUUAGUUUGGAUAGGAUGAACUGGCUUUUCCCCGUCUCAAAAGGCUCCGGACCUCACCCUCCACUCAACAGUCUUCAGCAACAAAGGCAGCGGCAGAUUGAGUCACUGAAAGCUGCUCAUCCCAGCAUUGCAGAAAUCCAGAAAGAUGUGGAGUACAGGAUCCCGUUUACAGUCAGCAACUCCACCAUCACUGUUAACAUUCUUCUUCCUCCUCAGUUCCCUCAGGAGAGGCCGGUAGUUAGUGUCUACCCUCCUGUUGGUCACCACCUUGUUGACAGCAAUAAUGGCACAGUGAUCACAAGCCCUCUCAUCAGUAAUUUUGGCAUGCACUCAGACCUCGGAAAAGUCAUUCAGAGUCUGCUAGAUGAAUUCUGGAAGAGUCCUCCUGCCCUGAUGUCCGCUGGCUCAUCUGGCUUUCCCUAUAUGUACAAGCCAUCAGGAAUGCCUCCUUACCCGACUCGGGGUUACCACUACGGUCCUCGCCAUGUUGGCCCAGGUCAUACGCCGUCUCCUGCACCAGCUCCAUCUGGGCCAGGUCCAGUGCUUCAUCCAGGGGUUGACGCUGUCCAUGGAUCUACUAGAGGUCCAGCUCCGUAUGGACUUCUUACUGACCUGCCAUUACCUGUACCUGUUGGAGAUUUGCAGGCUGGAAUAAAUGGACAUAUGUAUAAGAUGCCCGAGAUUCCUGAGUCUUUUGCUGAACUCUGUGACUUAAAUUUGACGCAGCUGUCCGACAUGUCUGAAAAUGAAGAUGUGUUACUAAGGUUCUUCAUGACAUUGCCACAACUAAAGCAGGUCACAAAUGACAAAGAGGAGUUGAUCACUAACAUAGUGGAUAUGGCAAAGAGAAACCUUCAGAUGGAACCACAACUGGAAGGGAAAAGACAAGAAAUGAUCUACAAGUUUGAACAGCUGACUCAUCUGAAGUCUGCCUUUGAGACAAAACUGCAGAGACAGCAUGAUCUCAGUGAGAGCUGCAGCCCAAGUACUCUUCAGGCGCGAUUGAAGGUGGCAGCACACCAGGCGGAGGAGGAUUCUGAGGAGACGGCUGAAAACUUUUUAGAGGGACGCACUGACAUAGAUGAAUUUCUGACCAGCUUCAUGGAAAAGAGAACACUUUGCCACAGCAGAAGGGCCAAAGAAGAGAAAUUGCAACAAUCAGUCAACACACAUGAACAGUUUCCUAGCAGCCACUAGAACAUAAGGUUUGCUGUAUUCUCAGCUACCUUCCGGCAACCAAAAAGAAUGAAGACAUUAGAUGUGCAAUGUCAACAGUGAGGACAGUUGGAGGAAUAGCAAGACGUUAGCAGACGUGGCAAUGUUAACUAACAGAAGUGCUCAGAUGGUUUUUGGUUUUGUGAAAGAAGGACUUCUGGGUCACCAAAGGAGGCCAGAAUUGGUACAUGCUUUGAGGUUCCAUACAAUAUUUUGUGUUGCACAUGCUGUACUGUUUUGAUUCAUCAGAGAAGACAAAAGAUUUAAAGAGUGGUAGGGUGAGGUGAACUCUGUUAGAAGUAUGACUAGCGUAGGACAGUAUUCCUUUAAUUAGUAAUAUUUUCUGGAGGAGGAAGAAUCACCAACACAAGACAGUUGUUAAAAUGCUAAUUUCGAGAUCUCUUAUUGACAUCUUUAGCAUCUGGCCAAGAAAAGAAGUGUUGUAAUGACGCAUGAUUCAUGUCCCAUUGAACCUCUUGUUUACUUACACUGAACAUGUUGCUGUUAUUUCCCCUCAGAAAUGGCAGCAUCAUUACGCUGUAGAGGUCAGGGAUUUAAAACCAACAAUUUAGUCAGUAACCUAAUUUCAGAUGUUGAAAUGGGAUAUAUACUGUAUUUAGAAAGGCAAAUAAUAUGGAUCAGUGUUCCCGAUACAUUCAUAUUUUACAACAUCAAGACAGUACUCUAAUAACACUAAUGGUUUAUGUCUUGUAUUGAAUGCAAGAAUGGUUUGAACGUUUUUUUUUAUGUAUUUAAUGCUGGUGAUAAUGGGGAAUUCAUCAAUACAGAGGAUGGACUAGGAUCUGCCGCCUGUUUGUGUUGCAUUCUUUAUGCGUUCAACUUUCCUCACAGUAAAAGUAAGCAUUGGUAACUUUUAAAGACUACAGGGUUUUUCUGGGUUCUGUUUGUGUGUGGUUCACUGGUGUUAGCACCACGGGCACACAUUUCCUCUCAUCAGUGGAGGAAAAAACUAAACUCAUCCUUUUAAGCAUUUUUGUUUGAGUCCAUAUACUGUAUGAAGGUUAAUCAAAACAUUGCCUUUAGUGUUUUACUCUUGACUUUGGCCAUGAGAAUGAUUGAUCACCAUCAAUGGAUUCAACCUUUGGACUUUAGACCUUUUUGAUGAAACAGCUGACAACAUGUGGAGUAAUGUUAAGAAUGAUUUGAUUAAAUGCUGCAUUAAAAGUCAGUGACAUUGAAAACUGUAUUUAAAUAAUGUUAAUAAUAGAGUAUAUUGCAAACAAAGUCUUUGACUCCUUGUAUUGUAAAUUUUUAUUUAAUAUGUUAGGAUAUUAAAUCAUUUACAGUA